UCUUAGAACUGGAGAAGUGUACGAAUCGUUGAUAUUUUCUCUUAAAAACUGUACAGCUUCGGCGGAGUUAGAGCUUCUGAUCAUUUGUUUAGUUAUAUUAGCAGUGUUAAACGAUGUCGGCGUUUCUUCAUCAAAGACAACAGCAGCAGCUCUUGGAAAAUCCCUAUCCGAUUUCACCUCGUUCUACAAGUGGUCACCAAAGAUCUAUCCAUCCUUUCGGUCGUACUGGUCUGCUGGUUUUGUUGUCUCUUAUGGUAGUUUUAGGAGUUCUUUUGCCAUGGAUGCAUACGUCGGAUGGUCUUUUUUCACGCAGUGAAGCUUCGAUUUCAAAAUGGCCGGAUUAUACGCUUGACGAAGCAGUGGCUUUCGUGGCAAAGAACGGAACCGUUAUAGUCUGUGCCGUGAGUCAACCGUAUCUUCCUUUUCUAAACAAUUGGUUGAUUAGCAUCGCCAGGCAGAAGCAUCAGGAGAAGGUCCUUGUCAUUGCGGAGGAUUAUGCGACUCUUUACAAGGUGAAUCAGAAGUGGCCUGGUCAUGCCGUGCUGAUACCCCCUGCACCCGAUGCUCAGACUGCCCAUAAAUUUGGUUCUCAGGGAUUCUUCAAUUUUACAUCUCGCAGACCUCGCCACCUGCUGCAGAUUUUGGAGCUUGGGUAUAAUGUUAUGUACAAUGAUGUUGAUAUGGUCUGGUUGGCAGAUCCAUUUCCCUAUCUCCAAGGGUAUCAUGAUGUUUAUUUCACUGAUGACAUGGCUGCAGUGAAACCCUUGAACCACUCUCAUGGAUUGCCAGCUCCUGGGAAAAAAGGGCGUACUUAUAUUUGCAGCUGUAUGAUUUUCCUGCACCCCACUAGUGGAGCCAAACAAAUCAUGAGGAAGUGGAUUGAAGAACUUCAGGAACAGCCAUGGUCAAAGACAAGAAAGUCCAAUGAUCAGCCCGCAUUCAACUGGGCUUUAAAUAAAACAGCUGGGCAGGUGGAUCUGUAUCUGCUACCUCAGGUAGCAUUCCCAUCGGGAGGAUUGUAUUUCAAGAACCAGACAUGGGUCCAAGAAACCAACGGAUUGCACGUCAUUAUUCACAAUAAUUACAUCACAGGUUUUGAGAAGAAGAUAAAGCGAUUUCACGAUUUUGGGCUUUGGCUAGUUGAUGAUCAUUCUCUUGAGUCACCACUUGGCAAACUAUGAUGAGACAUUGAGGCAUCCAUCUUUACAGGACCAAAUUGUUCCGGGAGAAAAAAAAAAAGAAAACUAUCGCCAUUAUUUUGAAUUGCAGCUACCCC
Messenger RNA from Telopea speciosissima, 1276 nucleotides. Its product is annotated as UDP-D-xylose:L-fucose alpha-1,3-D-xylosyltransferase MGP4-like. The record is from RefSeq and is a predicted model, not a curated record. Bases 114 to 1181 code for a protein of 355 amino acids. NCBI's taxonomy places the organism in Eukaryota, Viridiplantae, Streptophyta, Magnoliopsida, Proteales, Proteaceae. Gene Ontology annotation, cellular component: Golgi apparatus. The transcript is spliced from 4 exons. Gene Ontology annotation, molecular function: glycosyltransferase activity.